Messenger RNA from Dicentrarchus labrax (European seabass), 1182 nucleotides. RefSeq lists its product as uncharacterized. The transcript has 7 exons. Gene Ontology annotation, cellular component: voltage-gated sodium channel complex. Gene Ontology annotation, biological process: cardiac muscle cell action potential involved in contraction; sodium ion transport; regulation of heart rate by cardiac conduction. Lineage: Eukaryota; Metazoa; Chordata; Actinopteri; Moronidae. Gene Ontology annotation, molecular function: sodium channel regulator activity. Bases 294 to 944 code for a protein of 216 amino acids. The record is from RefSeq and is a predicted model, not a curated record.
UUUCAACACUCACAACGUCCAACUCUCCUGGAUUCACACGCACUAAAUAUAGCAGCCUUAAAGCCAGAUGGGACUGCAGGGGAGAUUUAAAACUACUGCGAAGAAACACGGAGACGGACAGAAAGUUUUUUUUAGUAAACAUUUUCAGUGGUCUGUUCAGUUUGGGCUCUGUGAAAUACAAGAUUGGGGAACUACUAGACUGAAUCGAAGUCUGGAUUAAAGGGUGGACUGGUUUACGUCAAGGAAAGUUCAAUAUUUUGUUCAACGGCUGGCCUUAAGUUACUCCAGGAGAAAUGAUAUGCCACUUGUCUCUUCUAAUUGUCCUCAGUCUUUCUGUGUCUCAGUGUCUCGGAGGAUGUGCGGAGGUGGACUCCAUGACUGAAGCCGUGGCAGGAGAAGGAUUCCUGCUGGGCUGCAUCUCCUGUAAAAGAAGAGAGGAGGUCUCUGCACGAGCCACUGUAGACUGGCACUUCAAACCGCUCGGAGAGGAGGAGUUCAUGCAUAUUUUUCACUAUGACCACCCCAGUUCCGACAUAAUCCAUGAAGAUUUCAGUGACCGUCUGGAGUGGCAUGGGACACAAAACAGCGAUAUUCAGACAGGAGCUAUUUACAUUUAUAAUGUCACCUUUAAUGACACAGGGACGUACCGCUGCACAAUCCACCGCACUCUCUUCAUGGUGAAUCAUAAUGAGCAAGUCACUGUGGAGAAGGAGGUGGAGCUCAGCGUGGUGGCUGUAGCCAAUCGGGAGCUGACAGCAGUGAUCUCAGAGAUAAUGAUGUACGUGCUGAUUGUGGUUCUGCAGCUGUGGCUCAUUCUGGUUCUAGUGUACUGUUACAAGAAGAUUUCAGAGGAGCACGAAGCUCGGGAGGCCCGUAAAGCUCUCAAAGCUCAGGCAGAGCUGUUAGAAUCAAAAGACACCUGUGACGGGGUGCAGCUAGAGUAAAAUUACCGGUAACAAGCUCAUCUCUCCGCGAGUCAAGCUUCAUUAUUGUGCCAUGAUGAGAGGUUGAAAUUUGAAUGCCUUGGUCAACUAGCUGAUGAUGCAGUAGGCAGGGGAGAUUUCUCCUUUGAAUGAAAUUCAGUGUCUAAUGUAGUCUGUGGGACUAUUAAAUGCUUGAAAGUUUGUAGAUUUGUAAAUAAAGUUUUCAAUAAUUCAAUAAAUUAUUUUUAUUGUUGAAUAA